ACUUUGAAUAUAAUUAUUUUGUUCAUAAUAUAGGUAGCGGUAUAAAUACAGAGGAAACGUGUUCCCAAAUAAGAUCCAAAGUUUUUGUUCAUUAAUCUAAAAAUGGGUACUCAUUUCUAGUGUUCUGAAAAUAUUGUCUAGGUUUGUCAUCAUUGCUUUGAAAUUAUAUAAUUGAUUAUUGAAGAAAGGGAAAAUAUAUUUGGUGAAUACUAUUCUCAAUAAUAUAACUUUAUUAUAUCAAAUUCAAAUUUAUGAAUUGAAUUGUAACUUUGGAAUUCACGUUGCUGUUUUGGAAUUUAAUAACUUUUUAACUUUUUUGGUCCUCUCAACGGUCCUUUGUCCAAGGAGUUGUCAUAAUAUUUUUGAUAAGUUUUUUCUAUUGAAAGAUUGUACAAAAAAAAUCUUGACAGAUGCAAGAAAUGGAUAUGAAACACCACGAAAACAAUUUAUUACGGCCAACUCGCACUGAGGGUGAGUCACCGUCCUUAUCAAAAAAUAAAUUCAAAGAAUCGUACAGCCUCGCACACCUGACUUCCGACAAAGAAUCAAGACGAGCAAUCGCCCCGUACCUAAGGACUUUCCGCAGAACUCAGAAGGAGUCCACUUUUGGCACCAGCUUGGAUUACGCCUAUGCUAAAGCGGUUGCUUUCUACAUAGAUGAAGAUAGUAAUUUAAUGAAAGCCUUGGAAAUAUUUACCGCUCAACAGAAUAUCAUAAUUCCAGGCUCUAUACAAGAAACUGCUGAAUUGUUAAGGGAAUUGACGCACUCGGCUGCUGUAAGCCUCUACACUGUCGAUAAUGUGAAUGGAGAACUAUACCUGCUGCCUCAGUAUAAUGAUAGUUAUAGGCAUAGAGUCAAUGAGAAAAUAGGUCUGAAUACAACAGUAGCAUGUCAUGUGGCUUUCACAAAGAAACAUGUAUGGAUUGGAGAUAUACUUGCCGAUUCUCGAUUUCCUAAUGGCAUCGGAUGGUCUGGUAUGGACAUUCCAGUGAAAGCUGUGAUUUGUGCUCCAAUUCUCACGACUGAGGAUGAAGUCAGUUACAUUAUUGAAUUGUAUCGAAAAGUGGAUGCACCAAACUACACAAAGAACGAUGCACAGUUGGUAGUUACAAUGACCGCAUGGAUGGGUGCCGCCAUUUUCCAAAACCAACUCAGGCUCCACAUUUUGAGGCAACAAAAACUCAACAGUCGACUUCUGGAAUUUAUCAACACAUAUUUUGGUGAUCCAUCUGGUAAUGAAGUCCGGAUCAUAUCUGAUAUGAUGUUAUACGCAAGACGAAUGCUUUUUGCCGAGGAAUCUUCAUUUUUCAUCAUGAAUCAGAGAUCAGCACAGACCUUCGAAGCAGACUGGUACAGCUCUGGUGUCAAUGACUGCAAUGAAAUGUUCAGAAGAAAGAGCAAAUGUCUCAAAUUGGAUGAGACAUCUGCAAUAGCAGCCUAUGUAGCAAAAGCAAAAGAGAUGGUGAAUAUAAAGGAUCUAAAAUCUGACGAGAGAUUCAAGGAUCUCAAUGCAUCCAAAAGUAGAGCGUCAAACGAAAUAAGAACGGCUCUUGCCGCGCCUCUUCUGAGUUAUGGAAAAGUGUCAGGUGUGAUAAUUAUAACAAACAAGAAAUUUCAUGGCCAUUUUGAUGAAACUGAUGAGAAUAUUUUCUACUACUUCGCAUCUUAUUCAUCGCUGGCUAUGCAUCAUUAUGGAGUAUACAAGGAGUUGGCAAAAAGUAAAUAUCAGAAUGAAGUGGAUAAGGAAAUUUUGAAAUAUCACUUGAGAGCAAAUGGCCAAGAAGAAGAAAAACUGGAAAAUUCAACUGCAUGCAUGCAAUUACCUGACAAUUUUUUCCACUUCCAAUGGUACCCAUUCAAUGAACACAUUGCGAAAAUGGACGAGUAUAUGCUAUGCCUUCUGCAAUCUGUCCUUGGUGAUAAAUAUAUGAGAGAAAACAAUUUUCCCAAGUUUAUAGCCAUGGCUAAAAAAUGCUACAGAAACAUUCACUACCAUAAUUUUCAACACGCUUUUGCUGUCACGCAUGGUAUGACCUAUAUACUGCACAAAAAUAGAGAGCUCUUCAAUGGUUUAGAGUUGAAAGCCCUGAUGGUUGCCUGUAUAAUCCACGACAUUGACCACCGUGCUCACACGAAUUCAUUCCUGUACAACACGAAUCACAGUUUGGCCAAACUCUAUCCAGCUUCUGCCCUUGAAAAUCACCACUUCUACCUGGGUAGUAUGUUGAUAAAGGAAUGCAAUUUGUUCACUUACCUCUCAAAAGAAAUCUACCAUCAAUUGAUGAAAGAAAUCGAAGUGGAUGUCCUUCAUACGGACUUGGCCACUCAUUUCCAGAGUCGCACCCGAUUGGCUGGUAUUAUACAGGAGCACAACUUCAAUUGGCAAAAUCAAAGUCAUAGAUUUCUGAUGAAAGGUAUAAUGAUGACAACCUGUGACUUGAUUGGGCAAACCAAGCCAUUACCAAUCGCUGAGAAGAUCGCUACAAGUCUCUACAGAGAAUUCUAUAGCCAGGGAGACGAAGAAAAAGACAUGGGUCUAACACCGCUCCCAGCAAUGGACCGAGAGAGAGCCUUCAUGAUUCCUGACGAUCAAGUUAAAUUCAUCUCAAUUGCGGUCAUACCUUGCAAUGAACUCCUGACAGCAAUUCUGCCGAAUACAGAGGACAUACUCAAUAGUUCAAUAGCUCUCAGAGAUAGCUGGCAAGAGUUAAUUGACAUGGGAAACAAGAACGUUUGGAGGCCAGAAGAUUCACUUGUAAAGAAAAAAUAUUACGAAUAAUAUGAAAAAUUCCUCCAAAUCAGAAUUUGAGAGAAAUAAAUUUGGUAAUUUGAUACGAAUAAAAUUCCCACCUUACUAAACAG
Molecule: messenger RNA, 2863 nt
Organism: Nilaparvata lugens (brown planthopper)
Lineage: Eukaryota; Metazoa; Arthropoda; Insecta; Hemiptera; Delphacidae
Product: cAMP and cAMP-inhibited cGMP 3',5'-cyclic phosphodiesterase 10A
Exons: 15
Coding region: 411-2780 (789 amino acids)
Biological process (GO): signal transduction; negative regulation of receptor guanylyl cyclase signaling pathway
Molecular function (GO): 3',5'-cGMP-stimulated cyclic-nucleotide phosphodiesterase activity; protein binding
Source: RefSeq, a predicted model, not a curated record